Messenger RNA from Pararge aegeria (speckled wood butterfly), 910 nucleotides. It is a transcript of the gene Fdx1, whose product is annotated as adrenodoxin-like protein 1, mitochondrial. Gene Ontology annotation, molecular function: 2 iron, 2 sulfur cluster binding. The record is from RefSeq and is a predicted model, not a curated record. Lineage: Eukaryota; Metazoa; Arthropoda; Insecta; Lepidoptera; Nymphalidae. The transcript is spliced from 5 exons. The coding region runs from base 76 to 576 and encodes 166 amino acids. Gene Ontology annotation, cellular component: mitochondrion. Gene Ontology annotation, biological process: positive regulation of oxidoreductase activity; P450-containing electron transport chain.
UGUGGUUUUAACCUUAAAAUUAAUGUUCUAUUUACAUUUCAAAAUAAAUUAUGAGUUCAGGAUAAUUCAGUCAAAAUGAUUAGAACUUUGAAAUUGCUCCGCGUGAGUUGUAAUGCAAAAAUAAUAAAAACGCAGUUUCCUGUAAAAAAAAGACUAUUUUGUGUUACUCCAAGCUUAAGACAUGGUGAAUACGAAUGGCAAGAUCCAAAAUCGGAAGACGAGGUAGUUAAUAUAGUUUAUAUAGACAAAGAUGGUAACAAGACCAAAGUGAGAGGCAAAAUUGGUGACAAUGCUUUGUACUUGGCACAUAGAUAUGGAAUUGAAAUGGAAGGUGCAUGUGAGGCGUCCCUAGCUUGUACGACUUGUCAUGUGUACGUACACCAAGAUUAUAUGGACAAGUUGACAGAACCGGAGGAAAAAGAAGAUGAUUUGUUAGACAUGGCACCAUUUUUAAAGGAAAAUUCUAGAUUAGGUUGUCAAAUCACCUUAACAAAGGAGAUGGAAGGCAUGGAGUUAUCAUUACCAAAAGCAACAAGAAAUUUCUAUGUUGAUGGACACAAACCAGCGCCACAUUGAUUAUUACCUUUAUCGUUGUGGUAUUUAGCAUUAUUUUUAAAAGUUAUAUUUUAUAACCUUAACUAAGCUAUGCCUGUUUAAAUUUUAUGAUUUUUAUGCGAUAUGAGUCAAUGCAAGUAAUCCAUGAAGUUACACACCACCAUAAAUGUUUAUGGAACUGGUUGAGUUUAUUUUGCUUAAGCAGUACUUGAAUUUCCAAGUACAUAAUCUUAAGUAUUAUAUUGACUUGGUUUAUGACAGCAUAAUAUAACUAUCUCGAAACAUUGUAUAUAUUUGUAGAAUAGUAAUUCUUAUUAGUAAAAAGCUCUGUAUUAAUGUGUAAAUAAAAUAUUAU